Messenger RNA from Oncorhynchus masou masou (cherry salmon), 5185 nucleotides. Its product is annotated as ARF GTPase-activating protein GIT1-like. The transcript is spliced from 21 exons. Gene Ontology annotation, biological process: synaptic vesicle recycling; regulation of G protein-coupled receptor signaling pathway; brain development. The record is from RefSeq and is a predicted model, not a curated record. Gene Ontology annotation, cellular component: synapse; postsynapse; neuron projection. Bases 362 to 2680 code for a protein of 772 amino acids. Gene Ontology annotation, molecular function: small GTPase binding; GTPase activator activity. NCBI's taxonomy places the organism in Eukaryota, Metazoa, Chordata, Actinopteri, Salmoniformes, Salmonidae.
CAGAGCAAGGGGGGAAGAGCGAGUCGAGUGACAGGCAGGAAGGAUCCCAGUUAGCCUAGUUAGGUCUCGAUAUUUGCCAUGCUGUGUGAGCUAUUGUUUUUACACCCCUCUAGAUAUGAGCUAGCCAGUAAUAAUCAUUCCACUGACGAGGCCUGCGACUCACUACAUCAGACGUUUAGGACCGAAACCGCGUAGGAAGAAAAGGAAAAGGGGUAGCUUCUGGCCGGGAGAGCCGAAGACCACAUCGCCGGCUUCCGGGGAUUCAGGGCAGCAUCGAGAAACGGCAGACGGCGGUCUUCGGAAGGGGGAGCAUCAAUAUAUAAUUUGGAUAAACAACCACUACUGCAGUGGAACCCUAAACAUGUCAAGAAAGGUCCACAGAACCGAAGUAUGUGCCGACUGCAGUGCACCAGAUCCGGGCUGGACCAGCAUCAACAGGGGUGUUCUGAUCUGUGACGAGUGCUGCUCUGUGCACCGCAGCCUGGGACGCCACAUCUCCAUCGUCAAGCACCUGCGGCACAGCGGCUGGCCCCCUGCACUGCUGCAGAUGGUGCAGAACCUGGCCAGUAAUGGAGCUAACUCGAUUUGGGAGCACUCCCUGCUUGACCCAGCGCAGGUGCAGAGCGGCCGCAGGAAACCCAACCCACAGGACAAAGUCCACCCCACCAAGUCCGAGUUCAUCCGCGCCAAGUACCAGAUGCUAUCCUUCGUCCACAAGCUGCCGUGCCGCGAUGACGACGGUGUUACCACCAAGGACCUCAGUAAGCAACUGCACUCCAGUGUGAGGACGGGGAGUCUAGAGACAUGUCUACGGCUGCUGUCCCUGGGAGCACAGGCCAACUUCUUCCACCCGGAGAAGGGCACCACUCCACUCCACGUGGCAGCCAAGGCAGGCCAGGUUCUGCAGGCAGAGCUGCUGGUCGUGUACGGAGCCGACCCCGGAGCUCUGGACAUCAAUGGACGCACACCCAUGGACUACGCCAGGCAAGCGGGCCAGGUGGAGCUGGCAGAGCGGCUGGUUGAGUGUCAGUACGAGCUCACAGACAGGCUGGCCUUCUACCUGUGUGGCCGACGCCCUGAUCACAAGAAUGGGCAUUAUAUCAUUCCUCAGAUGGCUGACAGAGCUCGCCCUAAGUGUCCGACACAGAGCCUGGACCUCUCAGAACUGGCCAAGGCAGCUAAGAAGAAGCUCCAAGCGCUGAACAAUCGAUUGUUUGAAGAGCUUGCCAUGGAUGUGUAUGACGAAGUGGACCGCAGGGAGAACGAUGCAGUGUGGCUAACGACUCAGAACCACAGUACUCUGGUGACGGAGCGCAGCGCGGUGCCCUUCCUGCCUGUCAACCCCGAAUACUCAGCCACACGCAACCAGGGUAGACAGAAGUUAGCCCGUUUUAACGCUCGUGAGUUCGCAACGCUGAUCAUCGACAUCCUGAGUGACGCCAAGAGGAGACAACAAGGGAAAGGCCUGAGCAGCCCUACUGACUCUAGUCUGGACCUGGGGGCCGACGACGACCAGCAUGACUACGACAGCGUAGCGUCGGACGAGGACACGGACAGCGAGCUGACCACUCAGAACAACAACAACGCGCAGCGCAACAACCGGGCCAAGAGCAUGGACUCGUCAGACCUGUCGGACGGGCCCAUCACUCUGCAGGAGUACCUGGAGGUUAAGAAGGCCCUGGCCUCCUCCGAGGCUAAAGUCCAGCAGCUGAUGAAGGUCAACAACAACCUGAGUGAAGAGCUGCGCCGGCUGCAGAAAGAGAUCUCGCGGAUGCAGACGGAGAACAGUGCGUUGCGGGGGGGCCAGGUCGGAGGAGGAGGGGGAGCUGGCGGUUUGGGAGGCGGGGGAGGAGGCAGCCCUGCACAUUGGCCAGGGGGGGUGCGAGGCGGGGGAGGUAGGGGAGGGGACCACUCCAGCCUAGCUGUGUCCACAGCUGUGCCUUCCCACCGGAGGGACAGACAGGCUUUCUCUAUGUACGAGCCAGGGGCCGCCACCCCCAAACCCCACUCCCACUCCCCAGGCCUGGACUCCCUCACGGGCCGCCUGCAGUCUCUGCACCCCAGUGUGAGGAAGGGCGGUCCUGGCGGUCCAACACCCUAUGGAGGGUCGCACCUCUCUGGCUCCAUGGAGAUGGGGAGAUACAUGGGUCCUAAAGGAGAGAAGCACGGCAGUGGCACUGAUAGUGACUAUGACAACACUCAGAUGUAUGAGCUGUCGCUAAGUAGGGGGCGCAGCAGUGAAGAGGAGGGCCGGGGGGAUUCGGAGGAGUGGGGUGGGGGUGAAGGGGGUGAGCCGGACCCGACCCUGCCCUGCACCGAAGACGUCAUCCUCAAGACGGAGCAGGUGACCAAAAACAUCCAGGAGCUUCUGAGGGCCGCACAAGAGUUCAAACACGACAGUUUUGUUCCAUGCUCUGAGAAGAUCCACUCUGCUGUCACUGAAAUGGCCUCUCUCUUUCCCAAGCGGCCUGCCCUAGAUGCUGUGCACUGCUCCCUGCGCCUCCUGGCGUCCAGCGCCUCCCGCCUCCAGGUGGAGUGUCGCAAGGCGGCUCCCUCGGACCCCUCAGCCCCCGCCGUCGACUACCAGCUGCUCACCCAGCAGGUCAUCCAGUGCGCCUAUGACAUCGCCAAGGCUGCCAAGCAGCUGGUCACCAUCACCACCCGCGAGAAGAAACAGUGACGGGGGUAGAGAGGGGACGGACAGGGGAGUGGCGAGGGGAGCUGCAAGACUGACAGAGGGAGGGGAGAGGGAGCAAGAGAGGGAUGGAGGUAGCCUCGAAUUCCAAGCUUCCUAGUCAAGUGAUGAACGUGACUUGGAAGGUUGGCAUCGCAAGGGAGAGCGAAAUACCAGCCAACGGGAGAAGCUAUAUUGGCUGCAGACCGAAAAGAAGAUCUCUGAGGAUGAAUAAAGAUGAAAUGAGAGGAAUUGAAGGUAGGGAAUGAAGAGCGUGGAAAGACCAGGUGGUAAUAUUAUGACAAUAGAACGAAGCUGAGAAAUGCCUCAGCUCUCGCUACUAUACCUGAGUGGACUGAGAGAGUGCAGUUCUGCGGGGGAGGGGACUCUGAAGAGGAGUGUGGACCAUUGAGACAGUAAUCGCAUGUGGGGGAUGGACAUGGCACAGAACAACAGCGGCUCAGCUCUCAUUAUCUCACUAUGAUCUCACUCCGUUGUUCCUUUUGGGGGGGAACACCCCUCUGUGCAGCGCCUCAAACCCUCAUGAGACCGAGGUAGGCUGGGCCCGGAGCUGGGGCCAGUCAUUGUGGCCUACAAGGGGGCCAGGCCUUGGAAGAGAGACACACUGCUCUACCCCUCUGUCCCUCUGACACCGCCUCCUCUGUAGUCCCUUGCUACUCCCUCAGACACCCUGGUACACUACAGCAUGUCUUGGCAUCGUGGACAGACGACUAGGUGAUGUUUUAUUGUUUAUGUAUUUUUGUUUGUUUAUUUUUUUCUAUGCCAAUCCGUUGGCCUGUACCUCUGGGGACAAGAAUUACUGACUUAAGAAAAAAAACACUUACACUGGAAUAAUUGUGAUAAUUAUUAUUAUUAUGCCCAUUGUUUUGUAUUAUUAUUAUUGUCAUGAAUUACAUUAUCAUGUAUGUUUGCUUAUUUUGACGUUGUUUCAUGUAUGAUGGUUCCUGUUCAGAGGACCAGGGAGAGCUGUGAGAAUACUCACUUGCCUUCUGUCUGGCUGGGACUGGACACACACACACACACUAACUUGUGAAAUGGUCCUCAAACACUUCUGGAGCAGUCCAAUUCCUCCCGGGUGGCAUUUCAGUCAUUUUAUUUCUUCUGCCUGUCAUCUUCUAAUAUGUCAGGAGCCAAGGUGUUGAACAGAUGCCAAAGGGGAAGGUAUAUAAUCUGCUAUCAGUGGAAAAAGCCUUGGAAGUGGCAUGAUAUAUAUUAUUGCAGCCAUUGGCUGCUUCAGUCGCUAGACAAAGCUCAUCUCAAUGGCACUACAGUGGGAUCCAUACAAAGUUCGCUCUUCAACAUAUGCCAACUCGAAGCAGACGAGCUAGAUUGGGAACAAAUGUUUUGUGGAAACGACAAACUGCACUUGCUGUAGGUUUGUGGGGGCACUGGGGAACGUUUCCCUGUUUUCUUUAUACUGUGCUAAACAAAGUAACGGUCACACCUAGCUAAGUGACACAGGCUGACCAUGGCACUCCAUGUAUUUAGUUUGAUUUCUUAGCUUCAAGGACUUCGGUGAUCGUCUGUCAGACGGCUCUGGGUCAUGUUAAUUAGGAACUAAACGGAUGAAAAUGAGCUGAAACAGGGAGGGACUACUUGGACCCACACACACAUGGCUUGUGUGAUCCUGGACACCUUGAAGCUCUUCCAUGUUCACUUAUCCACAGGGUCCCGUCGUUUCACUAUCCGCCUGACUGUGUGAUCGAUAUUUGAUGAACCUGUAGGGGAUGAGAUCUUUGAUCUUUUCCCAGUCGAAUCAUGUCCAAAAGAUUGUCAUAUGCAACGUUCCAAUCAUGAUUGCCUUUGCACAUGUCCUGCUAGACUGGCUUAAUACGUAGUGAUGUUGUAGCUCUUUGGGUUCUCUCCGUUGAUUUAUUUAUCGCCAGCUCUUACACACACAUACUGGGCCAGUUUAAAAUACUUUCUUCCCCAUUACAAUGUCCUCCUUUUACCUCUCAGUCAACCUGUUUAUAGAAUAGAGGCUUAUAUAUAAACAUAUUUUCAUGCUAUUUUUUUUUUAAGCUAUAUGUUCAUAUUGUGCUUGGGAGGUCAGAGCUAUUUACCCACGGUGUGUUCCAGGUGUGUGAGGGGUACGUGAAUAGGGUCUGAAGUCUGCCACUGGUUAGAACUAAACUCAUCUCAAGUCUGAGGGGAAAGGGCUGUUUCACAAUGCUAUGCCUUUCCCCCAUCUUAAUGGACACUUUAGUAUAGGGUCCCUUUUUAGUGGGAAUGUUAGACACACACAUGCAUCCCGCAUGCCAUGCACAGCGAACACACACUCAUGUUGUUCGGACAGUGGCAUUGUGCCCCGUGCUGUUUUCUGUGUAUCAUACACCUCUUUACCUGGGAGAUCAGUGAUGGGAGAAUAUCUUUUAACACAGGCAAAAACUGUAAAGAGUAGAACAUUUAAAAAAAUAAAAUGUCAAUCGUAAUGAAAUCUCAUAAUCUGUACAUUUCUAAUAAACUAAAAAACAAGUGAAUUGUCCUAAA